AAAAAAAAAAAAAAAAACAGAAAAAAUGGCUACCGCAGCAACAACAGCGCCAUCACAAGGGCCGAGGAAAACGCCCAUCGCGGCACCAACCGCAGACAGCAAGCCAGUGCCGCGGCCAGACCUGACGGCAGAGCAGCAGACCAAGUACGAGGCGCUGCUGGAAAAGGCAAAGGCCUUCAGCGAGAUCAAGUGCGACAAGGAAAAGGACAAGUCGGGCCCCCUGACGGACCGCGACCUGUCGUGGCUCACGCGGGACUGCCUGCUGCGCUACCUGCGGGCGACCAAGUGGUCGGUCGACGACGCGGCCAAGCGGCUGCUGUCGACGCUGGCGUGGCGGCGCGAGUACGGCAUCGACGACUUCACGCCCGAGCACAUCUCGCCCGAGCAGGAGACGGGCAAGCAGAUCAUCCUGGGCUUCGAUCGCCAGGGGCGGCCGUGCCAGUACCUCAACCCGGGCCGCCAGAACACGGACAGCAGCCCGAGGCAGAUCCAUCACCUGUUCUACAUGGUGGAGCGGGUGAUCGACAUGAUGCCCCCCAAUGUCGAGAUGCUGAGCCUGAUGAUCAACUUCAAGCCGAGCAAGCAGAGGCAGAACACCAGCGUGCCGGUGUCGACGGCCAGGGAGGUGCUGCACAUUCUGCAGAAUCACUAUCCCGAGAGGCUGGGCAAGGCACUCAUCAUCAACGUGCCUUGGAUUGUUAAUGGAUUCUUCAAAAUCAUUACCCCCUUCAUUGACCCCGUGACCCGGGAGAAGCUCAAGUUCAACGAGGACAUGAAGCAGUAUGUCCCCGCGGAGCAGCUAUGGAGCUCCGACUGGAACGGCGAUCUGGACUUUGAGUACGAUCACGAGACUUACUGGCCUGCCCUCAACGAGAUGUGCAAGCAGAAGCGGGAGCAGAAGCUGGCGCGGUGGGCGGCCGCUGGAAAGGUCGUUGGCGAGUCUGAGGAGUAUCUCUCGGGCGGUACGGAUGUGAGCAUCACGGGGUUCAAGUACACAGCCGACGAGAAGAAGGAGGAGCCAAAGACAGAGGCAAAAGCAGAGGCAGAGACUGCGCUGGCGGAGAAGCUAGCAGCGGCAAAGCUCGAGGAGGAGACAGUUGAGGCUCAAGCUUGAAGAAAACUAACGGGAGCAUUUGUCGGUGAGACUAGCAGCAAGCAUUGGUCAGUUAGAGGAGUAAUCAGCCAGGUUAGGCACAGGACUGUGGGUUAGACAUGGUAUAGAAUGUUUGUCCUUUUUUUCCCCCCAAUCACCUGUAGAGCCAAAAGGACUGCCCGCUGUUGGCAGUUAAUCUUUGGGAUUAUUAUAAAUUAGUACCACCAGAAAUACACAUGACUGCAUAAUAGAUGGGUACACAAGACGGAGAGAGAAAGCAC
Molecule: messenger RNA, 1374 nt
Organism: Trichoderma asperellum CBS 433.97
Lineage: Eukaryota; Fungi; Ascomycota; Sordariomycetes; Hypocreales; Hypocreaceae
Molecular function (GO): phosphatidylinositol transfer activity
Source: RefSeq, a predicted model, not a curated record